Dibothriocephalus latus is the source of this 162-nucleotide messenger RNA. NCBI's taxonomy places the organism in Eukaryota, Metazoa, Platyhelminthes, Cestoda, Diphyllobothriidea, Diphyllobothriidae. The record is from the annotation of a GenBank genome assembly.
CAGUUUGUCGCCCAGUUGAAGGCCAAGCGGCAAAUGCAGCAGGAGAUACAGCAUUCAGCUCCCACCGGACCCCUCAUCGGUCCCCAGAUGCCGACCCCCAUGGAGACCGGUGGUGGCGGUGCCUCCGCAGAGGACGUGGUACCGCCGAGCCCAGAUGCUUGA